AUGUUUAUCGUGAAUUUGAAACAAAUUUGUGGUCAUGGUAUGAUGUUAGAUCCAAUUAACAGAAGCAGCGCAUGGAGAAAGAAUCUUCCUGUUCCUUGUAAUUAUCUCGAUAAUCAACAUUUUUGUGGUGGUUUUCAGAUUCAAUAUCGAAAAAAUAAUGGUCGUUGCGGGGAGUGUGGUGACGAUUGGUCUUUACCACGACCAAGACCCAACGAAAAUGGCGGUAUUUAUGGUACCGGACUCAUUGUCGAAGAAUAUAGAGAAGGUUCUUACAUUGAAAUUCAAAUCGAAUUAACAGCUUCUCAUUUGGGACAUUUCGAAUUUUCAAUUUGUCCUUUGAACAAUACGAAGGAAUUAGAAACGGACGAAUGUUUCGCGAAAUAUCCAAUACGAUUGGCUGAUGGGUCGUACAAGUAUAAUAUCACAUCAUACGCUAUAAAGGAUUACACAAUCGAAGCAGUCCUUCCCCAAGGACUUACCUGUGAACAUUGCGUCCUUAGAUGGCAUUAUAGGGCUGGAAAUAAUUGGGGUAUUUGCGAGGAUGGUUCGGGUGAUGUUGGCUGUGGUAAUCAAGAAACUUUUCGAAGUUGUUCCGACAUAUCUAUCGUCAGCUAAAACUUAUGUAUAUAUUUUUUUUUUCUUCAAAAUCGUUCCCUUAAAAUCUAUUAAACGUUAA
Messenger RNA from Polistes canadensis, 676 nucleotides. RefSeq lists its product as uncharacterized. NCBI's taxonomy places the organism in Eukaryota, Metazoa, Arthropoda, Insecta, Hymenoptera, Vespidae. The transcript is spliced from 3 exons. The coding region runs from base 1 to 615 and encodes 204 amino acids. The record is from RefSeq and is a predicted model, not a curated record.